AUGGGGGCCUCUCUGUCGUGUGGAUAUGGAUCUAAAGUGCUGCCACUACAUGGACAAGGAAGUUACAGUGUUGGCUGUGCUGAUAUGAUGGUGAAAGAUGGACCGAAUGGAGACACGGGGAUUUUCAUGAGAAUCUACUAUCCUGUUGAUAAUAAGGAUAUUGAUGAGAAUCAAAAGGAGGAAGACUAUGCGUUGUGGAUUCCACGAAAAGAAUACCUCCAAGGAUUGGCCGCCUCGAUGAAGAUACCGACAUGGCGGCUACAAUUGAUAUCCGAUUGGGUGAUCGGUGAGAAAAGAAUGCCGGCUUUAUGGGAACGACCACUCUCGGGGAGUAAACUGCCUAUGCAUCAAGUUGCCUCCUCUUUUUCAAUGGACGAUUUUGCGAUGGCUGCAGAUCCUAGCUUCAAACCAAGAAAAUUCCCAACAUCCCUCUCGAUGCAAUCCUUCUCCCAGCAAACAUUCCCUGUCAUCGUUUUCUCCCAUGGAUUAUCUGGAGCCAGAUUUAUGUAUUCAACUUAUUGUGCCUCACUGGCGAGCUACGGCUUUGUGGUGGCCGCCGUCGAGCAUCGAGAUUUCUCCUCCUGUUGGACGUAUAAAAUGGUCCCCGAUCCACUCGAUGGUCGAUACAAAGAGAAAGAAGUGAUGAUGAGAAUCUUGAAUCCGAAUGAGAACGAGGUGAAAGUCAGAGUGCCACAGUUACACAAACGAGUCUCGGAAAUGGUGAAAGCUCUUCAUUUACUUGAGGAACUCAAUCUAGGACUAAUUGGUGCAAGAGGAGAGAAAUCACAGCGAAUCGUUGUUGGAGAACAUUUCAAUUGGAGACAAUUUAAGGGUCGAUUAGAUCUCUCCCGAGCCGCUGCAGUUGGCCACUCGUUUGGCGGUGCCACAGCGCUUGGAGCCACCGCUUUCUCUACAGAUUUCCAGGCUGCAGUCGUUUGGGAUGGUUGGAUGUUGCCCGUUGAAGAGCAAAUGUAUGAAAGAUUCACUCAGCCGACACUUUUCCUUAAUUCUGGCUCAUGGCAAUGGCGAAAAAACGUUGACAAAAUGCUGAAAGUUGAUCGAUGUGAGAGGACAUUGUUCACGUUUUUGAACACCACUCAUCAAGCAUUUUCCGAUUUCUCUCAUCUAUUGAGGAAUCAAUAUCUUGCUAAAAGAAUGGGUUUUAUUGGAGAAACUGAUGGACAAUUGGUUGGAGAAGCUGUUGUAGAGAUGACAAUUUGUUUUUUAAGAAAAACAUUCGAAGCCGGUCCUAGUCAACUCGUCGUCCGACAAAUGGCCAAAGAGCGAUAUCCAUUCGUGAUUGAGGGGACGAAUGUUCGAAAUGAAAUCCCACCUAAAUUA
Mesorhabditis belari is the source of this 1341-nucleotide messenger RNA. The record is from the annotation of a GenBank genome assembly. NCBI's taxonomy places the organism in Eukaryota, Metazoa, Nematoda, Chromadorea, Rhabditida, Rhabditidae.